Molecule: messenger RNA, 1914 nt
Organism: Trypanosoma grayi
Lineage: Eukaryota; Euglenozoa; Kinetoplastea; Trypanosomatida; Trypanosomatidae
Exons: 1
Coding region: 1-1914 (637 amino acids)
Source: RefSeq, a predicted model, not a curated record
AUGAAGUCACAAGCAGCGGAGGAGCCCGCCGGCAACAGUGGUGCCUCCGUGAAAUCCUACACGGACGGAGAUGGCGCAGAGGUGUUGAACAUGUUGCGGCAGAGCCACACGCCAUGGCUGUACUGCUACCCGCGAGCCCGUGCGCAUUCUAGCCUCGCCGCGUGCUGCCGCGCAGUGGAGACUGCUGCUGCGACAAUAAGACCGUCUCCUCCGCCGUGUGUGGCGUCAGCACUGCGUGCAUUGAGCAGAAAGGAUACGAAGAAAGUAUCUGUGCCAAAGGAAAUACCAGUGGAUGUGCAGCUGAGUCAACGUGUAUAUCCCAACGGCCAGGUGCCGCUUGUGAGUGACUCCACCGCUGGUAUGAUUGAGGCUAUAUUAAGGCAUCUGUGUAUCUCGCAAGGGAGCACCGUAUUUCUCCCAGGGUUGCUUAUGUAUUCACACUUCUGCUUGUUGGAGUUGUUUGAGAAGUGGGGACUGUGUGUUGUUGGCUACGACGUCGAUUUUGUCACGAUGCGCGUGGACGAGGGAGACCUUAGACGGAAGGCACUUAAAAUAGGCCUUCCCAGUCAUAACAACAGGAGCAGCAGUAGUGGUAAUAAAGAUAGUAAUGGUAGCACCACGACGCUUAUUUUGCUUAUGGGAGUCGGGGGACGAUUUCUCACAAAUACUGAUAGUGUGACAAGGCUUGCACGCAAGGAGUUUCGCGCAUUGACGGUGGAACUGCACCCAAUCACAGCGGCGGCGUUUCUAGCGGGCGGGGUCCACGCCGCGUCUCUGGAGAUGCACGCUGACGUGCACAUCACAUGCAUGGACGCAGUGGGGGAGUUGGGAGGCGCGGUAGCGUGCGCUGCAGACCCGCUGCUGGCGCGCGGGGUUCUGGAACGCCUGCAGGAGCAGCAGCCAACCGAGGCGCGGCGGCAUUGGGUCGCUCUGGCGCGACACAUCGUCCACCUCCUGCUCUCAGACGGGAUGAGCUUCCAGCUAGUGCUGCGCGUAGUACAGUGGUGGUCUCUCAUGACGGGUUCGCUGAGGCUGGGUCACACACAUGAGAAUGACGUCGCCGCGAGCGCUGACCGUAUUUUUCAGUUUCUCAUGGCACCGAGUAAGGAGCAAGGGAUCUCACUACCCUGCGUCAAGAGCAACAGUAGUUGCGGUGGCGGCUCUUUCAAAAAGACGGAGAAUGUGAAUACUACUAGUCAGGUCUUUCGGAAGCCUCACAAGGGACGCGUCAUGUGGAUGUUAAACGCCAUAUCCGACGUGCAACAGCGCAUGGAAGCAGAGUGCUUCUCACUCUGGGAGUUUCUUAGCCGCAUGCGCAACGACGUGGAGGUGGUGUCGUGCGGGGAACCUGGAACGCCAUGGCGUUGCGUGCUUGGUUACUCCGACAGCGUGCUGCUGCGCGUUCGAUCCCCCGGUCUCGCGGCGCGGGCGUUACGCACAGCUGGGUAUGACGCCGUGGCGGCUAACACACGCGUCUGGGACACAAGCAACAGCAGCGACAAUAACACCAACAACAAUUACACGACUGGUGAGAAGCGGCCGCAGGGGUCUGCGGUGACGCUUCGGGAGGUUGUCGUUCUCCCCGACUGCCCGCAGUGCGAGGCGCUCGCGAGGCACGCCCUGUUUCUCCCGCUUUACCCGGAGAUGAAGUGGAAGAACCGGAAGAAGCUUUAUCGUGUGAUGAAUGCAACCUUUCCCGCGUCGCUCUUUCGGAGUCCGAGCACGGAGUUCCAGCAGCAUGUGAUGAGCCGCACGCCUUCCCGUCAUGCAUACCGAUCAAUGGAGGUGAGUGCGCUGAUCUCGUCGUGGCAGCAGCGCGGCAAAAACAAGCGGGCGUUUUUUGUAGAUCCGCAGCCGCUCCUAUUAUGGCUGCUGGUGGGCCCCGUUCCCGGCUAUCUGCUGUCAAAACUAUGA